UGAGAAAAGCACGUGUUUUAUACUGUCAAAUGUGUUUACAAAUAUUUGUCUCUUCUUUUAGAGAAUAAAACAAUUUUUAUUAGUAUACCUUCAAUUAGACACUUGUUUUAAUACUUAACAACAGAAACUAAUUUUUACUAAUAUAUUUACAUGAUCCUAAAGUUUAUAUUGAAGAAAAACAAACUUCCUAACCUCAAAAAUAUUUACCCAGGACACCUAGGACAACAUUAUUUUCUUUCUGUUUUAAUAAAAAGGAUGGAUAAUUCUGCACAAAUAAAGGAAAAUGAUGGAAAUAUAAUUAAAGAAGGAAAGGCAGAAAUUUUAGUCGAAGGGAAAAAAGUCUUUUACAAUCACGUUCAGGAAUUUAAUCGAGAUUUAAGUAUUGCAGUUUUGUCACUGUUCGCCGAAGAUUAUAAUUCCGAAUCGAAAACGAAAAAAGUAGAAAAGAAAAAUUUAAUAAUUGAGGAUAAGAGUUCAACUGAGGCAAUAGAGAAUAAGGGAAUUACAAUAUUGGAAGCUUUGUCAGCGACCGGUUUGAGGAGUAUAAGAUAUGCUAAGGAAAUAAAAGGUAUAAAAUAUGUGGUUGCAAAUGAUAUUUCAAAGGAAGCAAUCAAAGCGAUUGAGAAAAAUAUCGCUCACAAUGGAGUUGAAGAUUUAGUAAAACCAAGUCACGAAGAUGCAACAAUGGUCAUGUAUCAAAACAGAAAAACGCGUUUUGACGCCGUUGAUCUUGAUCCUUACGGAUGUCCAGCAAUAUUUCUCGACGGUGCUGUUCAAUGUCUCUCGGAAGGAGGAUUACUUUUAGUCACCGCCACCGAUAUGGCACUUUUAGCUGGCAAUUUUCCAGAAACUUGCUACGUUAAAUAUGGAGCUUUGUCCUUAAAAUCAAAAGCCUGUCACGAAAUUGCUUUGAGAAUUUUGUUGCAACACAUUGCAGCACACGCUGGACGAUAUGGUCGCUAUAUUCAACCUUUACUUUCGAUAAGUGCCGAUUUUUAUAUUCGUGUAUUCGUGAGGGUGUUUACAAGUCAAAAGAAGUGUAAGGAAAAUGCCAGUAAAUUGGGAAUGCUCUAUCAAUGUGUUGGCUGCGAAAGUAUGACUGUUCAACCCUUGACCGUUAAAUCCCCAACCGGAAGUUUUAAAUUGCCACCAGCACCCAGUGUCGAGCAAUUCUGUAAACAUUGUCAAAGCAAGCACCACGUUGGCGGUCCUUUGUGGAUGGAUCCUAUUCACGAUCAAACAUUUGUUUCGAGGCUUUUGUCAAAAGUUGAAGAAAUGGAUUUGGGAACGAGUAAAAGAAUCGAAGGAGUUUUGAGUGUCGUGAGAGAAGAACUUGACAGUCCAUUGUAUUAUACACUCGAUCGUUUGAUGUCAAUUGUUCGUGUUGAUACACCUUCUAUGCUCUUAUUUCGAUCGGCGCUGUUGAACGCAGGUUACAAAGUUUCAUAUUCACAUGCAAAUAAAAUUUCCAUAAAGACUGAUGCUCCCAAUGAUGUUAUAUGGGAUAUUGUACGAGCUUGGGAAAAGCUGAUGUUGCAGGAAAAACCCGCGAGACGAGAACGACUCGCUGAAAAUAGUGUGGCGCUUACAAUUUUAACAAAAGAUUCUGUAACACCAGUGUCAUUUGCACUUCAUCCUCUUGCAAAUCCAGUUUCUCGACAAAAACGCUUAUCACGAUUUCAAAUAAAUCCGGAAUCAAAUUGGGGACCUGGCACAAAGUCUUGUAAUAUGAUGAAUCACGAGAAACCGCAUCAUUUAAAAAGAAAACGAAAUCAAAAUAAACACGAAAAGAAUAAAAGAAAAACAGACGAAAAAGAUGUUGGAGAAAAUUCAAUAGAGAAAGAAACGAGUGUAAAUUCUGAAAUGGAAUCGUAAAAAAAAUGUAAAUUAUUCUAACAUUGUAAAAAUGUUUAUAAAUAAACGAUUUUUCCACAAA
This is a messenger RNA of Leptopilina heterotoma, 1936 nucleotides long. RefSeq names its product probable tRNA (guanine(26)-N(2))-dimethyltransferase (gene Trm1). Lineage: Eukaryota; Metazoa; Arthropoda; Insecta; Hymenoptera; Figitidae. The transcript has 9 exons. The coding region runs from base 151 to 1875 and encodes 574 amino acids. Gene Ontology annotation, biological process: tRNA N2-guanine methylation. Gene Ontology annotation, molecular function: RNA binding. Gene Ontology annotation, cellular component: nucleus. The record is from RefSeq and is a predicted model, not a curated record.